AGCUCCAUCACAGGGCAACAAAGGGACGCAUGCUUCAUUCGAAACCUCCAAUUUAUAAGACAAUUUAAAACACUCCAUUUCUGAUUUGCAUCUGUCCUCACCUCAAACUAAGACGGCAAGCAAUAAUAAACGGCUAUGGAACUGGAGCAUUUUGAUGAGCGGGACAAGGCUCUCAGAUAUACCCGAAGAGGCUCAAGAGGUAAUGGGCUCCCCAGUCCCACUCAUAGUGCUCAUUGCAGCCUGUACAGAACCAGGACACUUCAAGCUCUGAGCUCAGAAAAGAAGGCCAAGAAGAUUCGUUUCUACCGCAACGGUGACCGAUACUUCAAAGGUAUUGUGUAUGCCAUUUCUCAGGAGAGAUUUGGGUCUCUAGAUGCCCUCCUUGCAGACCUCACAAGAUGUCUGUCUGAUAAUGUCAACUUGCCCCAAGGGGUCAGAACUAUAUAUAGCAUUGAUGGGACAACCAGGAUCACCACCAUGGACCAACUAGUAGAAGGUGAGAGCUAUGUCUGUGCAUCCAUAGAGCCUUACAAGAAGCUAGACUACACAAAGAAUGUAAAUCCGAACUGGUCAGUAGGUGCCAGGACUUCUGCAUCUGUUCGUGAUCCUUCAUCCCUUGGUAGUGCCAAAGCUGUGUGUCUGGAAACCUGGGAGAGCAAAGACUUUAUAAAACCUAAACUGGUAACAAUUGUCCGCAGUGGAGUAAAACCUCGCAAAGCUGUACGUGUUUUGCUCAACAAGAAGACCGCACAUUCCUUCGAGCAGGUCAUGACUGACAUCACAGAUGCAAUUAAAUUAGAUUCUGGAGCCGUCAAAAGGAUAUAUACUGUUGACGGAAAAAUGGUCACAAGCCUUCAGGACUUUUUUGGGGAAGAUGACAUAUUCUUUGCUUGUGGUCCUGAAAAGUUUCGCUAUCAAGAUGACUUCAGUUUGGAUGAAAGUGCUUGCAGGGUGGCAAAAUCUCCAUCAUAUGGUCGGCUCCCCUCAAUUCAUGGUCGUUCUUCUCCUAGAUGUGGCGGGAUGUCCCGGCGAAGCAAAUCUCCCUCAUCCCCUGGAUCAACUAAUGGCACUGCAGGCAGUCAGCUAUCCACACCUCAUUCUGGAAAGUCGCCAAGCCCCUCUGCGACCAGUCCAGUUAGCCAUAGAAGACGACAGGGUUCUCAUCACAGUGGCUCUUCACUCUCAUUAGCUUCUUCUAAAGUAUGCAGCUCAAUGGAUGAAGGGGAUGGGCCUAACGGUGAAGCUGAGCAUUUGGAUGAGUGUAACGUAGUUCCUGUUGCCAUAGUGGACAGGUACAAAGUUGGAAGGAUUUUAGGUGACGGGAACUUUGCUGUAGUCCGAGAAUGUGUGGAAAGAUCUACUGGAAGAGAGUAUGCUCUCAAAAUCAUCAGCAAAGAUAAAUGCAAGGGAAAGGAGCACAUGAUACAAAGUGAAGUAUCCAUCCUUCGACGUGUGAAACAUCCAAACAUUGUACUUUUAAUUGAGGAAGUGGACACCCUCAGUGAGCUUUAUCUUGUAAUGGAGCUGGUUAAGGGCGGCGAUCUCUUUGAUGCCAUUACGUCUUCCAACAAAUAUACAGAGCGUGAUGCCAGCUGUAUGCUGUUCAACCUGGCCAGUGCCAUCAAGUACCUUCACAGUCUCAGCAUUGUUCAUAGAGACAUUAAACCAGAAAAUCUGUUGGUGUACAAUCAUGUUGAUGGUAGUAAAUCUUUGAAGUUGGGCGAUUUUGGCUUGGCUACGGUUGUUAAUGGUCCUCUCUAUGCUGUCUGUGGAACACCCACCUAUGUGGCACCAGAGAUUAUUGCUGAAACAGGAUAUGGCCUCAAAGUGGACAUUUGGGCAGCUGGUGUCAUCACGUACAUUCUACUUUGUGGCUUUCCUCCCUUCCGUGGUACUGGAGAAGACCAGGAGGACCUUUUCAAACAAAUUUUGAAGGGCCAGCUCGAUUUUCCAGCACCAUACUGGGACAGUGUCUCUGACGCUGCCAAGGCUCUGAUCAGUGGGAUGCUGCAGGUAGUGAUAGAUCAAAGAUACACAGCUAUACAAGUGCUUGAUCACCACUGGGUCAAUGGUGAUGGCCUUUUGGAGAAAGAGCAUCAACUUCCUGUUGCAGGAAAAAUCAAGAAACAUUUCAACUGUGGACCGAAGCUCAACAGCACUACAGCAGGAGUGUCAGUAAUUACACUGGACCAAGACCUAACCUUCAAGAAGUCAGGGUCUUUGGACCAAAACCAGCAUCCAGGAUUAGACUGGAUAAGACCACACCACUUGAUAAAGAGAAGCAAGUUUUCAGAAGAUGCCACCAGGAUGUAA
Nematolebias whitei (Rio pearlfish) is the source of this 2313-nucleotide messenger RNA. RefSeq names its product serine/threonine-protein kinase DCLK1. The record is from RefSeq and is a predicted model, not a curated record. Lineage: Eukaryota; Metazoa; Chordata; Actinopteri; Cyprinodontiformes; Rivulidae. Bases 136 to 2313 code for a protein of 725 amino acids. The transcript is spliced from 17 exons. Gene Ontology annotation, molecular function: protein kinase activity; ATP binding. Gene Ontology annotation, biological process: protein phosphorylation; intracellular signal transduction.